CACCGCACCGCACUCCUCGCUUUCCCCUUUCCCCCGAUUCUUACAAAAAGUAAACGCGCCAGCCGCCAGGCCCAGAGAACCUUCGCCCCAUCGCCACUACCUCCGAUUGAUUCUCCCCCGCCACCGCCCGCCGCCCACCGCACCGCAUCAUUCCUCCUCAUCCGUCGCCAAUCCGCAUAAGGCAGAGCUCCAGCCCGUUUCAUUGCAGAACCAGACUAAACUCAUCGCGUGCCAUGGCGUCGAUGCAGGCUCCCGCGCCGGCGCCGGCGGGGUACCCGACGCACGGCGGCCAGGCCGCGCGCCCGCAGUCCACGGCCGUCGCCGUCACGGCGGCCAGCAACGGCGCCGGCAACCCCUACGUGCAAGUCACCCCGGCCAGCGCGUCCCCGUCCACCUGCCAGUCCAUCAUGAAGGCGCUGGGGCGGUACGGGAAGCUGCUGGAGGACGGCACCCGCAAGGCCGCCGACACCACCGGCAACAUCUGGAACCACCUCCGGACGGCGCCGAACAUGGCGGACGCGGCGGUGGCGCGGCUGGCGCAGGGGACCAAGGUGUACGCGGAGGGCGGGCACGAGCGGGUGUUCCACCAGGUGUUCGGCGGCGUGCCGGGGGAGCAGCUCCGCAAGGCCUACGCCUGCUACCUCUCCACCUCCUCCGGCCCCGUCAUCGGCACGCUCUACCUCUCCACCGCCCGCCUCGCCUUCUGCAGCGACUCGCCCGUCUCCUACCACGCCCCCUCCCCCACCCAGCCGCCCGAGCCCAUGUACUACAAGGUGGUGCUUCCGCUGAACCAGGUGAGGACGGUGAGCCCGUCGGCCAGCAUGUGGAGGCCGUCGGAGCGGUACAUCCAGGUGGCCACCACCGACAGCCACGAGUUCUGGUUCAUGGGCUUCGUCUCCUACGACAAGGCGCUCAAGCACCUCUCCGACGCCCUGCAGCGCCGUCCCUGACCGAUCUCCCGCCGUCUGCACCAUCGCCGCUGCUAUAAGCUCCGGUUCUCCGGCAGUGGCACUGUCCUGUCAGUGACUGAUCAGUGUUUGUACUCUUCUUUCCUGUACCGCAACUCGCCCCAUCAGCAGUUCUUGCUCUGGAAUAAUUAUAAGACACCAAUAAAGCUCCGUUGCCUGC
This is a messenger RNA of Triticum urartu, 1128 nucleotides long. RefSeq names its product GEM-like protein 1. Lineage: Eukaryota; Viridiplantae; Streptophyta; Magnoliopsida; Poales; Poaceae. The record is from RefSeq and is a predicted model, not a curated record.